Messenger RNA from Westerdykella ornata, 1335 nucleotides. Its product is annotated as pigment biosynthesis protein-like protein yellowish-green 1. NCBI's taxonomy places the organism in Eukaryota, Fungi, Ascomycota, Dothideomycetes, Pleosporales, Sporormiaceae. Bases 1 to 1335 code for a protein of 444 amino acids. The transcript has 2 exons. The record is from RefSeq and is a predicted model, not a curated record.
AUGACGUUUGCCGGUCGAUACUGGAUCCAGAAGAGGAUCGAAGAGGAGAACCACCAGCCGCACGCCCGCCUAGGUGUUCUGUGGGAGACGAGAUGGAGAGCUCUGGUAUGCAUCUCACGCUUCACUCUUUGCGUGGUAUCCCAUCGCGACAUCGUCGGUAACCAAUCAAUGCAGGCCCAGAAACGCAUCUACCCCUUCAUGUUCGGAAGAGUCGAGGAUUUCGAGCCCAUAUUCGAAAAGAUCAAGGACAUGGAGCGGCCUCACGACUGGGGAGAAUAUGCUUCCGCUUUCCUGGAUACCGCAGCGAGGUUGACUUCGACGGCCCAAGAAGAAGAGAACAACGGAAAUCUCCAGCGGGCUAGCGAGUACUACCUCCGUGCCAGCGCCGUCUACCGCAUAGCCAGGUUCCCAAUCCCCCGGCACCCUACACAAAGCCAGGCGUGGGAACUGGGCAAAGCCGUAUGCAUCAAAGGGCUGUCCCUUCGACCCAACCCCGUGGCCGAAGUGCGAAUUCCAUUUGUGCAUGCCAUGGCGGGAGAAGGCUCAGACAUUCCAGCUUAUCACCUAGUACCUAUUCCAGCGCACCAAGGUGCUUCCGUCCCCUUGGUCAUCAUCUUCAGCGGUCUAGACGGUUUGCGAACCGAACUCGCAGUCUGGAUGGAGGGCUGGCGCGAGAUUGGUGUCGCAACCUUGGUGGUCGAAAUCCCAGGCACCGGAGACUGCCCGGUAAAUGCAAAGGACCCAAAAGCUCCGGAUAGACUCUACUCUAGCUUAUUCGAAUGGAUCGGUACCCAGCACACCAUCGACCAGAAUCGGAUUGCCGUCUGGGGCUUUUCCACGGGAGCAUACUACGCCAUCCGCGUCGCACACACGCAUCAUGGCAAGCUCGCAGGUGUGGUCGCCCUUGGUGGAGGAUGUCACCACAUGUUUGACGAGACGUGGCUCAGAAGGUGCGAUUGGAUGGAGUACCCAUUUGAUUGCGCGCACGCUCUGGCGUGGAAAUGGGGCUACGGGCAUAAUCUCGAGGAGUUUAUUCAGGAAGGCCAGGAUAGAUUCUCGCUGCUCAAGGACGGGACGCUGGAUAGCUCGAGCUGUGCGAAGCUUUUGUUGGUCAAUGGCAUGGAAGAUGAAAUAUUCCCCAUUGACGAUUACUUCCUUGCACUCCAGCAUGGGCCACCGAAGGAGGUCAGGCUGGUCCCGGGUCGUCUCCACAUGGGGGAGCCGGAGAGUUUUGGCAUAUGUCUGAAGUGGCUGCAUCAGGUCUUGGGCAUUGCGGACGCGGAUGUGAAGAGACAGCUGCAAGCUCUGACGGAGACACCAGUGUUUUAUAACUGA